UCCUCCAGCGCCGCGACCGCAGCCGCUGCCGCCGCCCUUGAUGUGGUUCGGGGCCGGGCGGGGAGAAGAUGCCGCCGUCCAAGUCCCGCAAGAUCGCGAUCCUGGGCUACCGGAGCGUGGGAAAAUCUUCACUGACAAUUCAGUUUGUGGAAGGACAGUUUGUUGAUUCAUAUGAUCCAACCAUAGAGAACACUUUUACAAAACUGAUCACAGUAAAUGGCCAAGAAUACCAUCUUCAGCUGGUUGACACUGCUGGCCAAGAUGAAUACUCCAUAUUUCCUCAGACGUACUCCAUAGACAUCAAUGGCUACAUUCUUGUUUAUUCAGUCACGUCAAUAAAAAGUUUUGAAGUGAUAAAAGUUAUCCAUGGCAAGUUAUUGGAUAUGGUGGGAAAAGUCCAAAUACCCAUUAUGCUGGUUGGAAAUAAAAAAGACCUGCAUAUGGAACGGGUGAUCAGCUAUGAAGAAGGGAAAGCUUUAGCAGAAUCCUGGAAUGCCGCUUUCUUGGAAUCUUCUGCUAAAGAAAAUCAGACUGCCGUUGAUGUUUUUAAGAGGAUAAUUUUGGAGGCGGAAAAAAUUGAUGGGGCAGCUUCACAAGGGAAGUCUUCAUGCUCAGUAAUGUAAUUCCACUGCAAAACCUGAAAACACUGGGAAUACAUUCUACCUGAAGAAGCAAAACUGCCCAUUAUCUUUAAGGAUAAACUAUGCUUCUUUUUUUAUUUUUUUUUUUUCUUCUGUUAACCUGAAAGAUAAACAGUUGGUUUGGAGCCUUUCCCUUCAGAUUAUGUUAAACUCUGACUCCUGUGCAAAUGGCUUCACUUCCAUUUUCAAAUUUUAAGCAAUCAUAUUUUCAAUUUAUAUAUUGUAUUUCUUAAUAUUAUGACCAAGAAUUUUACUGGCAUUAAUUUUUCAGUGUAGUUUGUUGGUUAGAAUAAUCAUCAAAAUGAUGCAUAUUGUUACACUACUAUUAACUAGGCUUGGAUAUCAGUGUUUCUUUGUGUUAAAUGUAUACUUGUAAAUAAAAUAGCUGCAAAC
This is a messenger RNA of Gavia stellata (red-throated loon), 1034 nucleotides long. It is a transcript of the gene RHEB, whose product is annotated as Ras homolog, mTORC1 binding. Gene Ontology annotation, molecular function: GTPase activity; GDP binding; GTP binding. The record is from RefSeq and is a predicted model, not a curated record. Gene Ontology annotation, biological process: small GTPase-mediated signal transduction. Bases 69 to 623 code for a protein of 184 amino acids. The transcript has 8 exons. Gene Ontology annotation, cellular component: plasma membrane. Lineage: Eukaryota; Metazoa; Chordata; Aves; Gaviiformes; Gaviidae.